AUGCCCUACCUGGCCCACACUGCCCAUGCCCAGUUUGUAGGGUUCUGGGUGGGCGCAAUUGGCUGGAUUCUUACCAUCGUAUCCAUCGGUCUGGUCCAGUGGAGGAUCUGGGAGGUGACUGACAUCUCUGUGAUUACUUCAGGCCAAGCCUGGGUGGGCAUCUGGAGGGUUUGCUUUUUUACCCAUGUCCUCCAAACCUCUGAGUUACAGAUCAUGUACUGCCAGAAGAUGCAACUGACGGACCCUUUCAUUCCAAGCGAGAUUGCUGCUGCUCAAGCUCUAAUGCUGCUUGCUUUCAUCCUGGGAUUUUUUGGCAACUCCAGCAUCAUAUACGGGCUCAGGAAUGUUUACUUUGGACUAGAAGAUCUCAGAUUUAUUAUGCUGGCUUUUUCAUUCGGUGGACUACUUUUAAUAACUGGUGGUGUGACCUCAUUUAUUCCUCUUAUCUGGAAUUUAAACUCUGUGGUGACUAAUAAGACUAUCAACUUUCCGACCAGCUUCUACAUGCCCCUGGCUCCUGAUGAGCAAUAUGUUGGUCCAGGUAUUGCUGUUGGCAUUUUUGCAUCCAUCCUGCUGAUGUUAAGUGGAGUGGUAUUCUUGUCCUACAGGCUACCAGAAAGCUUGAGCUCCAGAAUCAGACCAAAAGAUACCCACUUUAGACUGGCAGAAGCUGGAGUGGCAGUGAACCCAACACAGACAUCCAAACAGGGUAAAAUGAGCUGCCAUGGCAUUGACAACAUGGCCUUUAGGUAG
This is a messenger RNA of Trichomycterus rosablanca, 753 nucleotides long. RefSeq names its product claudin-34-like. Gene Ontology annotation, biological process: bicellular tight junction assembly; cell adhesion. Gene Ontology annotation, molecular function: structural molecule activity. Lineage: Eukaryota; Metazoa; Chordata; Actinopteri; Siluriformes; Trichomycteridae. The transcript has a single exon. Bases 1 to 753 code for a protein of 250 amino acids. The record is from RefSeq and is a predicted model, not a curated record. Gene Ontology annotation, cellular component: plasma membrane; bicellular tight junction.